This is a messenger RNA of Funneliformis caledonium, 186 nucleotides long. NCBI's taxonomy places the organism in Eukaryota, Fungi, Glomeromycota, Glomeromycetes, Glomerales, Glomeraceae. The record is from the annotation of a GenBank genome assembly.
AUGGGCAAACAAUUAAUCAUUUUUUUCUUUUGCAAAUCUAAUGAAAGUGAUGAAAUAAGCGAAGAAUCUGAAGAUGAAUCUAAUGAUGAUGAUGAUUAUUUCCAACAAGAACUUUAUGUGGAUGAGCAUGAACAUGAAGAUGUAGUGGAAUAUCGAAAAAUCUUUUUAAAGGAAAUGAAAAUAUAA